Diplodia corticola is the source of this 3384-nucleotide messenger RNA. RefSeq names its product potassium sodium efflux p-type fungal-type. The record is from RefSeq and is a predicted model, not a curated record. Bases 1 to 3384 code for a protein of 1127 amino acids. Gene Ontology annotation, molecular function: P-type calcium transporter activity; ATP hydrolysis activity; ATP binding. NCBI's taxonomy places the organism in Eukaryota, Fungi, Ascomycota, Dothideomycetes, Botryosphaeriales, Botryosphaeriaceae. The transcript has 4 exons. Gene Ontology annotation, biological process: calcium ion transmembrane transport; intracellular calcium ion homeostasis. Gene Ontology annotation, cellular component: plasma membrane.
AUGGGCUCCGGAAAGGGCUCCGAGGUACGGCAGGAGUACCCGAAGCACCCCUUCCAACUCUCCGUCGACCAGGCUAGGGAACACCUCGGCGUCAACAUCGAGCAAGGCUUGAGCGCCGCUGAAGCGACCUCGAGGCGCUCCAAAUAUGGCGAGAACAAGCUCAUGGGAGAGGGCGGGGUAAAGUGGUACUCGGUCCUGCUGAAGCAAGUCAGCAAUGCGAUGAUCCUGGUUCUCUUGUUGGCAAUGGCGCUGUCUUAUGGUGUAUCCGACUACGUCGAGGGUGGCGUCAUCACAGCCGUCAUCGUCCUCAACGUCCUGAUCGGGUUUUAUCAGGAGUUCCAGGCCGAGAAGAAGAUGGACUCUCUCCGAGCACUGUCUUCCCCCACGGCCACCGUCCUUCGCAACGGCGUUGUCGAUGCAAUUCCAUCGGCCGAAGUCGUCCCUGGCGAUGUCAUCCAAAUCAAGACCGGCGACACCAUCCCCGCCGACAUUCGCAUCUUCGAAGCCAUGAACCUCGAGUGCGACGAGAAGAUUCUCACCGGAGAAGCCAUCCCGGUUGCGAAAGACCCCGAGCACGACUUCGCCAAUGCUGGUGAACUUGAAACCGGUAUCGGCGAUCGCGUGAACAUGGCUUACUCGUCGUCCACGGUCACAAAAGGGCGUGGUCAGGGUAUUGUCGUUUUCACUGGCAUGUACACAGAGAUUGGUAAGAUCGCUCAGUCCAUGCAGGGCAAGAAGCGCAAGGACAAUCGGUCUAUGUCCAGGAAGAAGGGCGGCAACUUGCAGCCAGCCAAGGGACUUAUCCUCAGGAUUUACGACGCCAUUGGCGCCUUCCUUGGUCUCACAGUCGGCACGCCCCUUCAGCGAAAGCUGUCCAAGCUUGCCUAUGUCCUAUUCGGACUGGCCAUUCUCCUAGCCAUCAUUGUGUUUGGCGUCAACAGAUUCGAUGUCACCAACGAAGUCGCCAUCUACGCCAUCUCGACCGGCAUCGCCAUGAUCCCGGAGUCGCUCAUCGCCGUCCUUACAAUCACCUUUGUCAGCGGCAUGACCUCGAUGCGCAAGCGGCGCGUGCUUACUCGCAAGCUCAGCGCUUUGGAGGCUCUCGGCGGCAUCACAAACAUUUGCUCCGACAAGACAGGCACCCUUACUCAGGGCCAGAUGGUCACUCGGAAAGCCUGGAUUCCGGGAGUUGGCAUCUACACGGUCAACAACUCCGAGGAUGCCGCGAACCCUACACAUGGUACAAUCACACUCGGCACAGAGACGUCGAGAGCCGAGAUGGAGGCGGAGAAGAGGUCUCGCCAAGAGAGGCUUGAGGCUGAACGUAGCGGCGGUGGCAUCAAGUUCAAGGAGCCCAAGGAGAAGACCGAACGCGACGAGCGCCGCGGCGUGCACGACCACGAAUUCGACGAGAAGUCUGGUUCGGACGACAUGGACCCCAAAGACGUCGAAGUGGUCCCCGAGCUUGACGCUUUCCUCCACUCCACUGCGCUCUGCAACCUUGCCACCGUCCGCUACAACGAGUCGGAGCAGAAGUGGCAGACCACCGGUGACCCGACUGAAGUUGCGCUACAGGUAUUCGCCCGUCGCUUCGAGCUUGGCAAGAAGCAACUGGAAGGAGAAGGCGGCUGGAAGCAGCUCACCGAGUAUCCUUUUGACAGCACUGUGAAGAGGAUGUCGGUCGUCUACCGGGUCCCCGACGAUGGCAGCACCAUCAUCUUCAGCAAAGGUGCCGUUGAGCGCAUUCUCGAUCUCUGUGUCAAUGUUGGUAUUGGUGCACACGAGACUGCCAUCACUGAUGAGGUCAAGGAGCAGAUCCUUGAGCAAAUGUCCCUUCUUGCCGACCAGGGUCUUCGUGUUCUUGCUAUCGCACGUCGCUCUUGGACUGGUGAGCCCAUCAAUGAUAAAUCUGAGAUCCCGCGUGAGGACAUCGAACAGAACUUGACGCUCCUUGGUCUUGCCGGACUCUACGACCCCCCUCGUCUGGAGACAAAGGAUGCUGUUCGCGAGUGCACCAACGCUGGUAUCCGUGUUCACAUGCUGACUGGAGAUCACCCUGGCACUGCCGCCGCCAUCGCCAAGGAGGUCGGCAUCAUCCCCAAGGAUAUGAGCGCUCUGCCCAAGGACGUCGCCGACAGCCUGGUCAAGACGGCUGCGGAAUUCGACGGCCUGACUGACGACGACAUCGAUCGCAUGCCCGAGCUGCCGCUUGUCAUUGCUCGCUGUGCUCCCAACACCAAGACUCGUAUGAUUGCUGCCCUUCACCGACGUCAAAGGUACGCUGCGAUGACGGGUGACGGUGUGAACGAUGGUCCAUCUCUCCAAGCCGCCGACGUCGGCAUCGCCAUGGGUCUCGCUGGCUCCGACGUAGCCAAAGGCGCAUCCGACAUCGUGCUAACGGACGACAACUUCGCAAGCAUCGUCAACGCCAUUGAGGAAGGUCGUCGCAUGUUCGACAACAUCCAGCGCUUCGUUCUCCAUCUGCUCACGUCCAACGUGGGUGAAGUCGUGCUUCUGGUCUGCGGUCUAGGCUUCCAGGAUGCGAAGGAUUAUUCAGUCUUCCCUCUCUCUCCACUCUCCAUCCUCUGGAUCAACAUGCUCACGUCCGGCUUCCCCGCCUUCGGGCUCGGCCGCGAGAAAGCAUCCUACAACAUCAUGAGCCGGCCGCCGCACGACAACAAAAAGGGCGUCUUCACCUGGCAAAUCAUCUGCGACAUGGUCGUGUACGGCCUGCUGAUGGGCAUGCUCACGCUCUUCACCUUCGUCAUCAUCGUCUACGGCCCCGGCGACGGGCUGAUCGGGCAGGACUGCAACAAGGCGUACAGCGCCGACUGCGACGUCGUGUUCCGCGCGCGCGCCGCCGUCUUCGCCGAGCUGACCUGGCUGAUCCUCAUCUCGGCGUGGGAGAUCAAGGGCAUCCGCCGCAGCAUGUUCCGGCUCGACCCGCGCUCCGAGAGCCGCUUCCCCUUCUUCCGCGACGUGUGGGAGAACCAGUUCCUCUACUGGGCCGUCACCCUCGGCUUCCUCGUCGUCUUCCCCUGCAUCUACAUCCCGGGCUUCAACACCACCGUCUUCAAGCACAAGGAAAUAACAUGGGAAUGGGCCCUCCCCGUCGUCGCCGUCUUCAUCUUCGUGCUCGGCAUGGAGCUGUGGAAGCUGACCAAGCGCACCUUUGGCUGGUUCGCCGCGCCCGACGAGGACAAGGUCGUCGAGGGCCGCCAUCACCGGAAGCACGGCGGCGGCGGCGCGCUGUCGCUGCGCCAGGGCUUCUUCUCCUUCUCGCGCACAAACUCCCUCGCCAAGGAGCCGUCGGCGGGCCAGGGAUCCGACCUCACCGCCAUCAACUCCGGGUUGGGUCCGGUUGGGAAGAAGGAGGAGGUGUGA